UUCACAACACUCUGUACAACAAUCAAGAACUGCUGAAGAUGCAUCACUGGUUGUUUGUGCUGUUAGCGACAUACACACUGAGCUCUGUGCACGCCUACCGCGAUGGAUCGAUAGCACCUGCGUGUGACAGUAUGACACCGGCUCACACAAACUACGUGCCUCAGAACACCACAGCACCGUACCGAGUCACAGUGGACCGCAGGACAUGCAGACCAGGAGACAUGAUCACAGUGACUCUGGAGACUGUGGACAGCACCAAAUUUAUUGGCUUCAUGCUGCAAGCGCGACCUGCAUCAGGCAAAAGCGCUGUGGGUUCUUUCAUGACGGAAACCACCAGUCUGGUCCGACUGCACAACUGUUUCAACAACAAAAAUUCAGCCAUCAGCCACUCUGGAGAAAACGAACUAACCCAGAUUAAGUUCAUGUGGACUGCACCGCCUACACCUGCUCCAGACAAUAUUGUGUUAUGUGCAACAUUCGUAAAGAGCUUUCCUGAGUUCUGGACGAUGGUGAGCAGCCCCACUAUCCUGCUGUCUGACAGUCCUGCUCCAACUGUGAACUGUCUGAUGAUGGCUUUCUGCAUUCUGAUUGCACUCGGACACUUCAGAUCUACACCUUUACCUCUACUUUGAUCUGCAGUAAUGGACGCAAGCGCAUUAUUAUGAACACUUCUAAUUUACUCCCCUUUUGUUAAUGUCAAAAUGAUUUAAAAGUAAAGAUUUAAAUGUCAUUAUGAAAUGUUUAUGCUUUG
Messenger RNA from Clarias gariepinus (North African catfish), 751 nucleotides. Its product is annotated as putative ferric-chelate reductase 1. Bases 39 to 632 code for a protein of 197 amino acids. Gene Ontology annotation, molecular function: oxidoreductase activity, acting on metal ions. NCBI's taxonomy places the organism in Eukaryota, Metazoa, Chordata, Actinopteri, Siluriformes, Clariidae. The record is from RefSeq and is a predicted model, not a curated record. The transcript has 6 exons.